This is a messenger RNA of Entelurus aequoreus (snake pipefish), 2326 nucleotides long. RefSeq names its product inositol polyphosphate-5-phosphatase Ka (gene inpp5ka). Gene Ontology annotation, biological process: negative regulation of peptidyl-serine phosphorylation; negative regulation of glycogen biosynthetic process; negative regulation of phosphatidylinositol 3-kinase/protein kinase B signal transduction. NCBI's taxonomy places the organism in Eukaryota, Metazoa, Chordata, Actinopteri, Syngnathiformes, Syngnathidae. The transcript has 14 exons. Bases 84 to 1529 code for a protein of 481 amino acids. Gene Ontology annotation, cellular component: endoplasmic reticulum; ruffle; cytoplasm. Gene Ontology annotation, molecular function: phosphatidylinositol-3,4,5-trisphosphate 5-phosphatase activity; phosphatidylinositol-4,5-bisphosphate 5-phosphatase activity; inositol bisphosphate phosphatase activity. The record is from RefSeq and is a predicted model, not a curated record.
GUACUUUUUCCGGGGCGGUACUGUAAACAUCAAUACGUAAAUGGCUGCACUGCUAAUUCUCAAACUACGAAAACAACCACCAUAUGAGCACACCAGGUAUGGAAAAGAUGGAGCAGAAUGACAACGAAGGGGACAACUUUAGGCUACACUUGGUGACGUGGAAUGUAGCCACAGCUGAGCCUCCUGUUGACAUUAGCUCACUUCUCCAUUUAGAGUCUCCAAAGGGCCCGGACGUCUAUGUCAUUGGCCUUCAGGAGGUGUACUCUGGACCGCUGAGAUUCAUGUCAGAUGUUGUGUUUGAUGACCCUUGGAGCCAUUGUCUUAUGACCACCCUGGCACCGUGGAAUUAUGUCAAGGUGUCGUCCAUCAGAAUGCAAGGUCUACUGUUGCUCUUCUUCUCCAAACUGGAGCACCUCCCAUUUAUCCGAGACAUCCAGGCCACAUAUACACGCACCGGCAUCUUUGGUUAUUGGGGUAACAAAGGUGGUGUGUCCAUCCGUCUGUCUUUCUACGGCCACAUGCUCUGUUUCCUCAACUGUCACUUGUCUGCUCAUAUGAAUAAUGCCACUGAGCGAGUGAUCGAGUUUGAGUAUAUCACCGACAAGCAGAUUUUCAACUGUGAAAAGGCUCAGAGAAUUCUUGACCACAGGCUGGUCUUCUGGUUUGGAGAUCUCAACUUUCGAAUUCAGGACCACGGCAUGCACUUUGUCCGAACGUGCAUCAGCGAUCAAAACUACAACUUGCUGUGGAGCAAAGACCAGCUGAUCAUGUUGAAGAAAAAGGAGAAGCUGCUCCAAGAGUUUGAGGAAGGACCUCUAGACUUCCAACCCACGUACAAGUUUGACCUAAACACAGAUCUAUAUGACAGCAGGCUCUACAGGACAUGGUUUGCCUUUAACAGUAAGAAGCGCAAACCCGCCUGGACAGACAGAAUUCUAUGGCGCCUCAUACCUAAAGCACUGCCUUCUGACAAGCAAGAAGAAUGCGGAGACAGGUCGGACGCAAACAAUGUCGGGCAGCCCGAGGAAGCUAAAAAAAGUCUUUUAGAGCUCAGCCAGGACUUGUACACCAGUGACAUGCAGUACAGAAUCAGUGACCACAAACCUGUCAUCGGUAUCUUCACCCUGAAGUUAAAGAAGAUGCAAACGACUCCUCUGGUACAUCUGCUGGCUGAGGGGGAAUGGAGUGCAGACAUUGAUGCCAUGCUUGUGUACUUCCCUAAGCAGCCAUUCCCUUCCAGUUCAUGGGACUGGAUUGGACUUUAUAAGGUUGGAUUCAGCAGUGUGUUUGACUACAUCACAUACACGUGGGUCAAAGAUGACGAAGUGGCUGUCGAUGAAGAAGCCAUAAAGGUGUACAUGAGUAAAGAUGAGAUCCCAGUACGGGGAGGAGAAUGCGUGCUGGGCUACUACUGUAACACUUUGCAGUGCAUUAUUGGAAUCAGCGAACCAUUCAAGGUCCAUGCGUCGAAGGUCGCCAUUGAGGAGGGCUUUCUGCCUGAAAAGCUCAGGGGUCUGCAUAGAAGCUGAGCGACAGAAAACAUUCAGGACUAACAGAUUCAUGCCUGGUUUAUUGAUGCCUAAACUAUGUUUGUAAUAUGUUUUAGUCAUCCACUGAUAGAGAAGCUUUUCAUCACAGUGUUACUCUGCUAGCUCUACCAGUCAUGUCAGUCAACGUUGUGAUAACUGGCAUGAGUGCUGAAAGAUUGUACUGUGUAUCAUUCAUUGAUGAUGAUGCAGUGCUUUAAUAGGCUGGCAAUGUAUCAGAUUAUGUUGUCAGAUCCACUGCAGCAUGAUGGGACCUGAGUUUAAAGUGAAUUCCUCAUGCAAACAAUCGUUGUUUUCAUAGCAAAAACGAGGGUUGGUACCAAAGCAAGUCUGUGGUAUUGUCCAUCCAUCCAUCCAUUUUCUACCGCUUGUCCCUUUUGGGGUCGCGGGGGGUGCUGGAGCCUAUCUCAGCUGCAUUCGGGCGGAAGGCGGGGUACACCCUGGACAAGUCGCCCAUUAAUCCUAACUUCAUUGGAAAACAGAAAAGCAGGUGUAGGUGAUGAGACACCUGAUUCCUUCAUGGCAACUACACAUUCACUCUCAUUAUAUUUUUAGUGAGACUUUUAAAGAAGUCAUAUUAUAAUAAUAAUAAUUUUUUUUUUACAUUCAAAACAUUCCAAAUGUGCCAUAAGUUAUGUUUUACAGUCUUCAAGCUGCUUCCUGUCUCUUCAGGAUGCGCCUUUUAGUGGGCAGUCUUAAGUGGGCUCCACUUCGACCGCGUCUUCUGCCCGUCAGCCAGCUUACAUAUGGAAUCAGCUGACAGAUAUAAGUUAAAACUA